UACAUACUCGGGGCACAGCAGAGCAGAGUCAGACAUCAAGACAUCCUCAUCACAUGCACACACUGAGCUCAGGAAGCAAACCCACACACACACACUGCUUCGGUGUGCAGAGGAAACUCAGGACCGUCAGCUCUUAACAUCUGUCUUCCUGCGCUAGCCAGGCUCAGGCCACUCAGAGCUCUGCCGUCGGACUGACGAUGCCACAGCAUAUCCACAGUUCCCUAACCCACGUUCUCCUGUUGUGGAUCACCACCCUCUCCGUUGUCCAGCUUGGGUUCAUCGUCUUCUUCUUCACAGCUGGACAGUCUCAGAACAGUAGCGAUGUAGCAUCACAGCACACAAACGCAAAAAUCCAGGCAAACAAUACAUCCUCGUACCCCUCUGAGCCUGAAAUUCCCUUGGGCGGAGGCAAAAUGCUCACCUUUAGGGCCACUGAAGUCAACAGAAAUAUUAAGUGGGUAACAAAAAGUCCAGACGAACGCCUGAUCUCAGGAGCAGAAGGAGGAAAAGUUCUAAAAAUAAAGAGGGAUGGAUAUUACUUCCUAACUCUUCAGGUAACACUGAAUUCAUGCAAUGCAAAAGCAUUAUGGCACAGAGUCAGUCUGAAGGCAAAGGACAAAGAUCUCCUGAAGGGUUGGAUUAACAACAACACAUGCAGCACAGGCUCCCUCGCAAAGGUGGAGGAGCUUCCUGCUGGAAGCACCUUGGAGGUCACCGUCAACAAGACAGCUCCCAGUGAAACCAUUAAUGAAGAAGAAUCUCACCUGGAUAUCAUCUACAUUUUCAAGCCUUGGAAGUAGCUCUGACAUAAUAGACAUCUAUAUGCUAAAGCACUGGCCUGUUCCAGGGCACUUUCCAUUUCUGCCUAGAUGCCAAGAUGGUAGAGCGAACUUAUUGAUCUUACCAAACAAACCUCUGUCCUUGCCUCUGGAUUACCAGAUCACUUAACUGUCUUCCUGCAGUCAGAGAGGUGACUGAGUCGCAGAGAAUGCAGGAUUCAACACUGAGGAAUGUCUUUUACCUGCAGGCUGGGUAAAAACCACACCCAUUUAAAUUCUGGUCCACUCCAAAGAAAAAUCCACCCUAAAACAGAAUUGACAUUGAUUCAGCAUUCAAUUAUUUUGGCCAGUAAAGUAAAUUUACGAUAUAGCAGCACCAGGAUUGGUCUUAGGUUGAUGUCACUACAAAUCUGCUUCUCUGAGAUAAGAUAAGACAAGGCAAGGCAAGACAAGACAAGACAAGACAAGACAAGACAAGACAAGACAAGAUAAGAUAAAACAAGACGAGAUAAGAUAAGACAAAACAAGAUAAGAUAAGACAAAACAAGACAAGACAAGACGAGAUGAGACAAGACAAGACGAGAUAAGACGAGAUAAGACAAGAUAAGAUAAGAUAAGAUAAGAUAAGAUAAGAUAAGAUAAGAUAAGACAAGACAAGAAGACAAGAAGACAGCAGCACAAAGACAGAAAUAAGUGCAGAUAGAGGUGAGAGAUGUAAAGAAAUAUAAGAUAAAAAUAAAUAAAAUAACAGGUAUAUAACUAGUAUCAGAAUAGAAGUAAAAAUACAAACUAAAGGAAAGAUGUUUUCAAAUUCACACUUUAAAACUAAGCUGUACAGUACCAGAAACACAUGAGAUAUACUGUAUGUUCACAAAGGUUAGAAAAGCUAAAUUGUCAUUGCUUCUCAAAUAGCUGGGAUCGACCCAGCUGGCUAUCAACGUUGCAAGACGAUGAUAUUUGAUUGACUUUAGGUUGUGAUGUCGGGUGACCAAAAUCAAUUUAAUGUAGAAUGCAGAUGGUUUUAAGUCGUGUUGUAAAGUAACCAAAACUCAGCGACUUCCAAACUUCUCAUGCCAAUGUCAUCUUGAUGUAAGUAUGGAAAACAAACCCAGCAUCUGCAAAAUGUUAUAUGUUAAUGUCCAUGCAACGUAAAAUUCUAACGUCUAACGUAACGAUUUCCAAUCAAAAUUUAACGUCUGUCUGACGUAAGAGUCCAACAUCCGGUGCCAGCUGGGAAGGAGGACAUAUUUAGUUAUUUAUUUUUUCCCCUUUGCUGGAGUUUCUUAAUAAUAAUAAAAUGUGCAGUUAACUGCAAGAAUGUAUUUUGUGCCGCAUCUACCGGCAGAACUGUGUUAUUUGCACCACAGCUCCUAUUUGAUUUGUUUCUUUAUGUUUUGACGCAUAUGAAUUACAUAUUUAUGUUGUAUUUAUUUAUUGUUUGGACCUAAAAUCUAUUCUGUAUACAGAUACUGUAUUUAACAAAAUUUCACGGGCAGGUCAGAAACUAACCAAUGAAUGUAUGUCACUGUGUGACAAAGUAUGUCAUUGUGUGGCAUACAUACAGUAUAUUGUGUGUGAGUCACUGUGAUGUUUGUACAGUGUUUUCUGUAUUAAUGAAUAUAAUAAUACAGUGAAAAUUGUACAAACUGGAUGACAUGGUUGGUAUGUGUUUAUUAAGCUAAGACAAAAGUGCAAAAAUGUGGAUGUGAUUUUUUUAAAUGGAAACGUUUCACAAUCUGUGGUGAUUUCACAAAAUGGAACGUGUUAGUUAUGUAAUUAUGUAAAAACAAGAACCGCAUUAUGUACAUUAGUAUUCAUGAUCUAAAUUUAAAAUGAAAAGCGAAAAGAGUUGACAAACCGAAUCUCCUUCACUACCUGUAUGUAUCACACAUUGUAUCACAUGAAAUCACGACUCGUGGUGGUUUGUGCGGAAAGUUUCGUUUGUUAAGAGAGUUGAAAGAAAUAUUUGGUUUUGUCAAUGAUUGUCAGUUGUUGUUUUUUUGUUGUUUUUUAAUGCAACAAGGAUCUGCUCACACCCUGAUGAUGCAUGCAUAUUUGUGUGAUUUAAAAAGCAUUUGUCCUGGGAACUUUUUAACACGUGUCUUUACAUCUGACUACAUCAAGAUACUGUAACUGCUGCCAUGAAAAGGUCCAAAUUAAAAGCUAUAUGUUCAUCAUACUAUUUAUUUGAUGUGUU
Epinephelus moara (kelp grouper) is the source of this 2976-nucleotide messenger RNA. RefSeq lists its product as uncharacterized. Lineage: Eukaryota; Metazoa; Chordata; Actinopteri; Perciformes; Serranidae. Gene Ontology annotation, molecular function: protein binding. Bases 198 to 800 code for a protein of 200 amino acids. The transcript is spliced from 4 exons. The record is from RefSeq and is a predicted model, not a curated record.